Molecule: messenger RNA, 4215 nt
Organism: Dibothriocephalus latus
Lineage: Eukaryota; Metazoa; Platyhelminthes; Cestoda; Diphyllobothriidea; Diphyllobothriidae
Source: the annotation of a GenBank genome assembly
AUGGACGUCUUCUGCGAUGGUGAAAUCGACUGUCCAGACGGCUCCGAUGAAAAUAAAGUGUUUUGUCCGGUGUCCCUCGUUGAAGAAAUAAUCAUCAGGCCCGGGGCGAUCGUCGAGCUACCCUGGCGUCCUUUUUCAUUUAUUUGUAAGGGGCCGCGCGGGUCCCGUCCCGAGCUAAUCGAUGCUCGCACAGGCACCCCCCUCACUUCCGAUCGGCGUUUCCAGAUCACGAGACCUCAAAGCCAUUCCGUUAAGGCUACCGCCCCCAACGGUCUUCGUGAAAUGGACAAACCUAUGCUUGUCUAUUGCUAUAUCUCCAGUGGCAAGCAAAAGGAAAUUCAAAUUUCAGUUCAGCAGGUCUGCGCGGUCGGUCAAUGUCAGUGCCGGGACGGAACCUGCUUAUCAAAAUCUCAGUUUUGCGACGGGCGCAAGGAUUGCUCGGAUGGAUCGGACGAAAAUCCGUUAUUUUGUGGGGACUUUGGCCAAGACAAUGGCAUCGUCCUUCUGCCCGACCGCAUCGUUACGAAGCCAUGGAAGAGCUUCGAAUUCUACUGCACAUCUACACGAGGUGGCCAACCAGUAGUCUAUUCCACCCGUGAUGGCCGACCAGUGGAAACGGACAGGCGGUUCCGUGUCGAUCGUUUGAACACAACCACCGUUCGUGUGAUUGCGCCACAGGGCCUGCGAUCGCCAGAUGAGGCCACUAAUUUUGUAUGUGCCAAUGCCAAGGGCGAUCGGCGCGAGGUUACAAUCAUCGUGGACCGAACAUGUCCGCAAGGGCAGUUACCUUGCAGAAGUGGGGAAUGUCGCAACAAAGGAGAUUUUUGUGAUGGGAAAGUUGACUGUGACGGCUCUGAUGAAGAUCCAAACUUCUGUGACACGGCUGCAGUGGGAGUGGUAGUGACUCCAUCUACGAUCGUCACACCCCCCUGGGUACCCUUCUCCUUCCUCUGUAUCGCCUCCGUGGAUAGUGGACCCAGACUCGUAUUUGCAGAUGGAAAAAGAGCGAUCCAGGGAGAUUCACGCUUCCAGGUGGUCCGACUUAACCCAAACAUCCUUCAAGUGUCGGCAAAGGACGGCUUGAGAUCACAGGAUGAUACUGUUAUUGAGUGCGUUAUCAAUUCCGGCGAGAAGGCGCAGGCGAGUAUUACCAUCGAAAACCCCUGUCCGCCCUCGUACGGAGCCUGUCGCAAUGGGCAGUGUAUCCCAGCCUCGAAGUUUUGCGACUAUCAACCCGAUUGCGCGGAUCGAUCUGACGAACAUCCCACUUUCUGUGCAGGUAGUCAUCUUAUACUGGAACCGAAACCGGGCGUGAUAAUCAGGCCCAGUAGUAUCAAACUACCCGCGUGGACGCGAUUCCAGUUCUUUUGCAUCCACCCGGCAGAUCAAGACGUCAGAGUAGUCUUCAGCAAGAACAAUCGUGAAGUCAGCGAGGACUCGCGCUUCGGUGUGAGGAAAGUGAACGCGACCACGACUCAAAUAAGCGCCCCGCAGGGCCUAAGAGACAUGGAUGACACAAGUAUCAGGCACGUUUUUUUUCGUUGUAUCUCUGUAACCGGCGAAAAAGGGGAGAUCAGCAUAGACAUCGAGGACGCCUGUCCUCCGGGUUACUCCAAGUGCAGGGACGGCAGUUGCCGGCGAACGCACCAAUUUUGCGACGGGAAGGCCGACUGCCCUGACAGAUCGGAUGAAUAUCCUGACUUCUGCCAAGGCGUAGUGCCGUUCCUCACUAUCGUGCCCAGCCGGAUCGUUACGUGGCCUUGGAAGAGUUUUGAAUUUACAUGUGUUUCUCGGUCACCGACCUCACUGCAAUUCGUUUUUCAAGAAGACGGUCGCCCUAUCGACACAAAAUCACGCUUCCAGGUUGUCAAACUGAAUGACUCAGCAAUCCGAGCCUCCUCAGUACUUGGGCUUCUUGAUUCCGAGGACAUGGUCAUAGAAUGUGUGACUUCUAACGGCUCUCGCAAGGAAAUUGAGGUGGUGAUUGAAGAUCUCUGUCCCUCGGAUUAUUCCAGAUGCAAGGACGGUUCCUGUGUACGUUCAUCGGCCUUCUGUGAUGGAAAGUAUGAUUGUAAGGAUCAAUCGGACGAGAACGCAGUGUUUUGUCCACACACACAAGGAUCUAUAAUCAUCUCACCGGGUGUGAUUACUACGCUACCGUGGGUAAAGUUUGAAUUCGUGUGCGUUGCACCCCAGGGUGGUCGUGUCGAGGUUGUCUUCCAGAAGGAUGGAACCCCAGUUCAGGGCGACCCUCGUUUCCGCACUGAAUGGUACAACGAAACUGCCCUCCGAGUGACUGCCCCGAGGGGUAUUGUGGGCAUGGAUGGGUCCCUCGUUAUCGAGUGCCGAAUAUCUACCGGAGAGAAGAGCAACGUCACCAUAACUGUGCGCGACCCCUGCCCCACUGGACAAUGGCGUUGUCAAAACGGGGAAUGUCGACCGCGUUCUGCCUUCUGCAAUGGCCGUCCCGACUGCACUGACGGCUCAGACGAACUUCCGCAGUUUUGUAAAGAUGUUCUUGGACCCUCUGUCACACUCAUUCCUGGAAGCAUCACGACCCCGGCCUGGAAACCAAUCCGCUUCAUCUGUGUGACACGACCUGGAACCCAGGCCAAUUUCCUGCACCAAAAUGGUCGCCCAUUGGACUCUGAUCCUCGAUUUAGAGUUGUACGCCUUAACACCAGCGCAGUUGAGGCCACCGCGCCACAGGGACUUUGGGAUGCUGAUUCUCUUAAAAUCGAUUGCGUGAGCAGUGACGGGACUUCGCAAAGUAUCACAAUAACUGUCACAAGCGGUUGUCCACGAGGUCAGUCACAGUGCCAGCAUGGCCAAUGUAUUCGUUCGGAUGCUUUCUGUGACGGCAAUCGGGACUGCAACGACGGAUCGGACGAACUGAGUUCGUUCUGUGGAGAAUUACCCGUCCCGUCCAUCGUCAUAAUACCAGGCAGCGUGACUACUUUGCCCUGGCGGAGUUUUCAGUUUACGUGCACCGCGCCUAGGGGUAGCCUGGCCAGUGUCGUUUUUCAGCGUGAUGGCAGCCCUGUGGAAAAUGAUGCCCGUUUCCGAUUGGUCCGUUUCAACGAGAGCGCGGUUCAGGUAACUGCGCCCAGUGGCCUUCGUGGAAUGGACGAUAUGGUCAUUACGUGUACUACUAUGACCGGAGACAGGAAGGAAAUAACCAUUUCUGUGACAGAUCGCUGUCCAAGUGGAUAUUCACAAUGUAAGGAUGGCGAGUGCAUCAGGUCUGCAGAGUUCUGCAACGGCAAGGUGGACUGUCGUGAUGGUUCAGAUGAAGAUGUAUGGUUCUGCAGGGACAGUGUGGCCAACGUCGUGUUCCAGCAAAAUGGAAGGUUGAUAGACCCGGAUGCCCGCUUCAGUGUAAUACGUUACAACAACACGGCCGUCAGGGUUACCGCACCUCAGGGAUUGCGCGGCAUGGAUGAUGUUAUUCUCGUGUGCGUAACCUCCACUGGCUCGCGGAAGGAGAUCACUGUUACUGUAAAUGAACCCUGUUCCCCUGGGUAUUCACAGUGCCGAGAUGGGACCUGCAUACCCCAGUCGGCGUUCUGCGAUCAGCGGGUGGACUGUCGUGACGGUUCAGACGAGAAGGCAGAAUUCUGUCGAGUCCCGUGGAAGGACUUCAAGUUUUUGUGUGUCACGCCGGCUGGAAGUUUAGCCAGCGUCGUAUUCCGCAGUGAUGGAAGGCCUGUAGAUACUGACCCGCGCUACAAAGUUGUGCGCCUCAACCAGACAGCUGUCCAAGUGACCGCGCCUUAUGGUCUGCGUGGAAUAGAUACUGACGUCCUGCUUUGUACGAGUUCCACUGGUGACAAGAAGGAGAUCUUUGUCACAAUCACCGAUGCCUGUCCAUCCGGCUAUUCGCAAUGCCGAGAUGGGACGUGUGUGUCCUCCUCCUCGUUCUGUGAUGGAAAAGUGGACUGUCAAGACAGAUCAGAUGAGGAUUCUCAAUUCUGUGGGGAAGACUCAACUCCGACUAUCACAAUCGUUCCCGGGAACAUCACGACAGUACCAUGGAAAAGUUUUGAAUUCAUUUGUGUCUCUCGAGCAGGCACUUUGGCAACUGCAGUAUUCCAGCGUAAUGGCAAGCCAGUCGAUGCAGAUCCACGGUUCAGUGUCGUCCGUCUGAAUGACACCGCAGUGCGUGUUACUGCCCCGCGGGGUCUUCGGGACAUUGAUGAUGUCGCUGUUGUGUAA